GUGGCGGACAACAUUGAAUUCAGGCUCUACUACUUUUCCUUACUUUUGGCUGUUUAUGGGUCUACUUUUAUUACAUAUGCCGAAGGCUGUUAAUUCCAGUGACGACGGUCAAGACUUCGACGAUACACCAUACGAUGAGACAGACGAACUGGGGAGUACAGCGAACCUGACGGAUACACAAAGCACAGAUGAUGACAUGAGACAAGACGAUCCGGAGCUAGAUACUGGCUUGGAUAACGAAACGAACACCAGGAAUACGUCCAGCUUUGGAUAUGAAAAAGUACAAACAGAUUUGSAAUUAGUGGAACCAGAAAAUGUAUCGUUUAUUCUGCAGAAAAUAUUCAAGAAUUACGUAAAACAAGAAAGACCAUACUAUAGAGUCAAGCCGACGGAUAUACAGAUAAGAUUUGACAUUAGAUCAAUAAGUCACAUCUCAGAGGAGAAUAUGGAAUUUCGUGCAUCGGUGUAUUUCAAGCAGUCAUGGUGGGACCCAAGACUUGAGUAUAAUCCCGGUGAUAAGAAAUCCUAUGUUCUUCUACGACAAGAGGAUAUCUUCAAGAUAUGGCUGCCUGAUACAUAUAUCAGUAAUGCAAGGUCWUAUACAGUUGAUCCGUAUACACCCACAGUUAGGAUAUUUGGAGAUGGCCUUGUGGAUUACUCGUGUUUGAUUUCUCUUACUCUUCUUUCACGAAUGGAUUUCUUGUAUUACCCGAUGGAUCACCAACAAUUGCACAUCGAUAUCUUCACAUAUACGCACGCAUCCAAUCAAGUGCUGUUGUCAUGGGACCGUGGUUCUAUGUUACUCAAAGAAAUACCGACGUUUGUGGUUAAAAAGGUUAAAAAAAUCGAAGAUGAAGGAGAGUACAGCUCACUAUCGUUUCGUAUCAUCGUACGACGUCGACUUCGGUACUUCCUUCUUCAAUUCUUUUUUCCCUGCAUCCUUUGUGCUCUGGUUUCUUGUCUUCCUUUCUGGAUGGAUCGAUAUGAGAUCGGAGAGCGAUUAGCACUUGGCAUUACUACACUCUUAACCGAGGUUUUUCUUUCACAAUACAUCAAUAGUUCAAUACCCCGAGUCAGUUACAUCAAAGCAGCGGAUGAGUACCUUCUUGCCACGUUUAUGUUCAUCUUUUUUGCUUUACUGGAAAGCGUUGUGGUCUACAACUACCGACCAGACGUACUGGAAAGGAAGAGACAGGAAAAGAAAGACAGAAAAAAGACCAAGAAACCUGCCAUGAACGGUAAUCUCGGAAGUCCUAACGUAACAGCAAUGGAUGAGAUCAAUGAAGUUGAAAUGAAUUUUUACGGCGUCAGCGGUGAUACCAGCGGUGAUACCACUCAAGGCGAAAAUGAGCAAACUACUACAAGUCCUGUAAGGCAAGAAGAAGAAGCUACAGUCAUCAGUCCUUCAAAGGACCUAUCGAUUGUCAUUGACAAGUGUUGUCGAAUUUUAUUCCCAUUUAUGAUCGUUGUAUUUCAAGCUUACUAUUUUGGAAGGUAUUGUCCCGAUUUCUAUCGAGCAUAUACCUAAAGAUUACAUGAAKUUGCAUGAAUUUUGUACUCAUUUAGAUGUCCUUCAACUAUUGGUUUCACUGCUUUGCUAUAACAACUGUUCUCAAAACAAUUUUAUAUAAUGCAAUGUAUUUGAAGUUCUUAUGUAAAAAAAUCUGUCAUGGCAAGUGACAAAUGUAUUGUGUACUAAAUUGAUUGUGUGAAUAUAAGUUACUGAUGUAAAGAGUGUAGAUUCUUAAUAGUUUUGUAAAUAUUCAGCUGGACAGCUAGCAUGGUUAUAUGAAAUACAGCAUUUCACGUAAGU
Molecule: messenger RNA, 1813 nt
Organism: Exaiptasia diaphana
Lineage: Eukaryota; Metazoa; Cnidaria; Anthozoa; Actiniaria; Aiptasiidae
Product: gamma-aminobutyric acid receptor subunit rho-2
Exons: 9
Coding region: 56-1528 (490 amino acids)
Biological process (GO): chemical synaptic transmission; signal transduction; chloride transmembrane transport
Cellular component (GO): neuron projection; membrane; synapse
Molecular function (GO): transmembrane signaling receptor activity; chloride channel activity; extracellular ligand-gated monoatomic ion channel activity
Source: RefSeq, a predicted model, not a curated record